CUCUUACCAGGUCAGAGAAUCAACGGCCACGAUCAAAGGGCCACUAUAAAAUAAAGCCAUCCAUUUCAGCAGCUGCCGUCGUCAUUCUCGCGCUUCCAUCACACAGAGAGGACAGAGAAGCAGACGCCGCCAGCCAUGUGUGGAAUACUCGCCGUCUUUGGCUGCAUAGACAACUCUCAAGCCAAACGCUCCCGCAUCAUCGAACUCUCUCGAAGAUUGCGCCACAGAGGUCCUGAUUGGAGUGGCUUGCAUUGUUUCGAGAACUCUUAUCUUGCUCAUCAGCGACUUGCUAUUGUAGACCCUGCUUCAGGAGAUCAGCCACUUUACAAUGAAGACAAGACAGUUGUUGUCACGGUUAAUGGGGAGAUCUAUAACCAUAAAGAAUUAAGAGAAAAGUUGAAGUCUCAUCAGUUCCGAACAGGAAGCGACUGUGAAGUGAUUGCACAUCUUUACGAAGAAUAUGGAGAGGAUUUUGUGGGCAUGUUGGAUGGCAUGUUCUCUUUUGUUCUUCUUGACACCCGUGACAAGAGUUUCAUUGCAGCUCGAGAUGCUAUUGGCAUUACUCCACUUUAUAUGGGUUGGGGCCUUGAUGGAUCAAUAUGGUUUGCUUCCGAAAUGAAAGCGUUGAGUGACGAUUGCGAAAGAUUUGUGUCUUUCCUUCCAGGGCAUAUAUAUUCAAGCAAACAAGGUGGGCUUAGAAGGUGGUAUAACCCACCUUGGUUCUCGGAGCAGAUUCCUUCCGCACCAUAUGAUCCCCUGGUUUUACGUGCGGCUUUUGAGAAGGCUGUGAUUAAGAGACUUAUGACUGAUGUACCAUUUGGUGUACUUUUGUCUGGAGGACUGGACUCAUCACUUGUUGCUGCUGUGGCAUGCCGCCAUUUGGCUGAAUCAGAAGCUGCUUGCCAAUGGGGAUCGCAAUUACAUACCUUCUGCAUUGGUCUGAGGGGUUCACCAGAUCUGAAAGCUGCCAGAGAGGUAGCAGAUUAUCUUAAAACUCGCCACCAUGAGUUUUAUUUUACUGUUCAGGAAGGUAUAGAUGCUCUUGAAGAAGUUAUAUACCAUAUUGAAACAUAUGAUGUGACUACUAUUAGAGCCAGCACUCCAAUGUUUCUCAUGUCUCGAAAAAUUAAAUCUUUGGGAGUGAAAAUGGUUAUUUCUGGGGAAGGUUCAGAUGAAAUAUUUGGAGGUUACUUGUAUUUCCACAAGGCACCUAACAAGGAGGAAUUUCACGAAGAAACAUGUAGGAAGAUCAAAGCUCUUCAUCUUUAUGAUUGCUUGAGGGCCAAUAAAUCAACUUCAGCAUGGGGUGUUGAAGCACGUGUACCCUUUUUGGAUAAAGAAUUCAUCAACACAGCCAUGAGCAUAGAUCCAGAGUGGAAAAUGAUCAGGCGAGAUAUUGGAAGGAUUGAGAAGUGGGUCUUACGUAAUGCAUUCGAUGAUGAUCACAAGCCAUAUUUGCCAAAGCACAUAUUGUACAGGCAGAAGGAACAAUUCAGCGAUGGUGUUGGGUACAGUUGGAUUGAUGGCUUGAAGGAUCAUGCGAACAAACAAGUUACAGAUUUAAUGCUGAUGAAUGCAAGCUUUAUUUAUCCUGAGAAUACUCCUACAACAAAAGAGGCCUACUACUACAGAACCAUCUUUGAGAAAUUCUUCCCUAAGAAUGCUGCAAGAGCUACGGUUCCUGGAGGUCCAAGUGUGGCAUGCAGUACAGCAAAAGCUGUGGAAUGGGAUGCUGCAUGGUCAAAAAAUCUUGAUCCUUCUGGCCGUGCUGCCCUGGGUGUUCACGCAGCUGCAUACGAGGAGCAGGAAGAUAUUAAGAGUGCCAAUGUGAUGAAGGGCCCCUCACAUAAACUACAAGAAGGCAUUGUAGAGAAGACUGCAACAGUAGUUUGAUUGGGGACUACAGCAUACAUAUUUGCCAUGAAUUAACAAUGCGAACCAACAAUGUGAACCAAACAACCAAGAUCCCAUGAAAGGCGUUUGCUGGUGAUAUUUGCCAAACUACAGGUAGAGGUGCUAGAAUUUUAGAGACCCGUUGGUUAGGUUGUGUAAUUGGUAACCAUAUUUGCUUUUGUAGUUUUCUGAAGAGCACUAUUAGAUCCUUAAAGGUGUUUGGAAUUCAUCUGAUAUAGUUCUCUGGUCUUGAAUGGGCAACUUUUUUUUUUCCUUGUUUUCCUUCAUCGUUCCUCUGAAUACGCAUGGAUGGAAAAAAGUAGAAAUAGAAGGCAAGUUUCUUGUUAA
Messenger RNA from Tripterygium wilfordii, 2241 nucleotides. RefSeq names its product asparagine synthetase [glutamine-hydrolyzing] 2. The transcript has 15 exons. The record is from RefSeq and is a predicted model, not a curated record. Bases 136 to 1893 code for a protein of 585 amino acids. Gene Ontology annotation, cellular component: cytosol. Lineage: Eukaryota; Viridiplantae; Streptophyta; Magnoliopsida; Celastrales; Celastraceae. Gene Ontology annotation, molecular function: asparagine synthase (glutamine-hydrolyzing) activity.